AUGUUAGCAACGAAAAGCUUGAUGUCAGCUCGGACUAUAUCAAGACGUAACACUGACAUCGGUUUGACUUCGGUUUUAUUUGAAAUUCAAAUUACGCAGAGAACAAACUUAUUUGAUUUUCAUGAGGACAACUGUCUUUUAUUUCCUGUAGCAAGCACAUUCCGUAUUUGUUCUGUUGAUCAAGGACCAGAUGGAGUAUGGUAUGUUAAAAUGAAUUACACAAGUGAACCAGAUUUGGAAAUAGUUAUACAACAAUUGCAAUACGAAGUAAAAGAACCGUUAAAUUGGCUCACAUUUGGUCAUUAUCUACGCUGUCUUAAACUUGUAGAUGAAGCAAAAGAAUAUUACAGUUUUUGGUUGCGCACUCUUGCGGAGGAUCAUCCUGAUAUAUUCUUUAUCCAUCAUCAUUUUGGCUUAUUGUAUGCUGAAAUCAAAGAAGUUUCAAAAGCACUUCAUCAUAUGAACAAAGUUGUGCAAUGUCCUCAAUUCAUUCUCGAAGAAGUUGCACCCCAUGAGCAAUACUUUGCUAAAAUUCAAGAAUCAUAUCGAACCUCUAUCAAUCAAAGCUUAAUCUUUGGAACUAUUGCUGAUUUGCAUCACCAGAUAGGAGAACAUAAAAAAGCUCUUGAUUGGUAUGAAAAAGCUUUCACAACAACUACUGAUCAGCAAUGUCGUCGGCAAUUCGAAUAUAAAUACAGUAUUUUGAAAAAUAUGUUAGAACCGUGUGUUUCUUCUAAUUUUUGUGAUUAA
Messenger RNA from Adineta steineri, 750 nucleotides. NCBI's taxonomy places the organism in Eukaryota, Metazoa, Rotifera, Eurotatoria, Adinetida, Adinetidae. The record is from the annotation of a GenBank genome assembly.